Messenger RNA from Dermacentor andersoni, 3662 nucleotides. RefSeq lists its product as uncharacterized. Lineage: Eukaryota; Metazoa; Arthropoda; Arachnida; Ixodida; Ixodidae. Gene Ontology annotation, biological process: cell surface receptor signaling pathway. Gene Ontology annotation, cellular component: plasma membrane. The record is from RefSeq and is a predicted model, not a curated record. Gene Ontology annotation, molecular function: protein binding.
AACCACGCCGUUAUAGACUCACAUGGCUGUGCCCCUGGGCUCACGUCUGCACGUGAAGAGUGCAGCGCGGAAAAAUACCAUGGCGGGUUCGUGUUCUGCGCUUACGCUUGCAACGUUGCACCUGCGUUGCCCUGACGCCCACCAACGCAGCAGCAGGCCGCGGGUGUCCCGUGUCGGCAACCGGAGACUGUGCACGAAUUUCGCGGCCAGCCAAGGGAGAGAGAGAGAAGACAUCCUUAUCUGGUCGCGCGCGUUCCCCCGAGCGGCUGCCUCAGACAGUCUGGCACCAGCAUGUCACGCGGAGCUCUCGCUUGGCUUUUUCUCGUGGGCGCGGCACUGGGCUCGCCAUCCUGCCACAUCUCGAGUCGUAACACGACUGCUUCGGUGACUUGCGCUGAGUUUGGCAGUGCCGUGGACUUUGAGCAUUUCAUCCAACGACCCUUGUCACGGCCCACACUCUCGUUCGUGCUGCGGGACAGCCGCCUAGAGCGUUUGCCCGCGGGAGCAUUUACCGAUGUAAGCGCCACUUCGCUGGAGCUCAACAAUGUCACCGUGGAGACGUUCGAGUUUGCCGAGGAGGACAAUCCGUUCGCCGGCCUCCGUUGCUCCGUGGAGAACGUCACGUUCAGUGGUCACAGCAGCUUGCCUCCGUCAUGGGCCAUUCUGGCCGACAUGCAGAGUCUGCGUGCCUUGGCCGUUGUCGAUGCGGCCGGACCACUCAACCUGACACGUGACUUCGGCCUGCUGCCCAGUGGAAUGCGCCACGUGACCAUCGACUCUGCUCAGGUGGGAUACCUGGAUGAUUUGUGGGUGGCGGCUCUCGCCAACCUGGAGAGCUUGGCGUUACGCAACACAGACGUGUCCGAGCUCAAGCGCUCCAUUAUGGCCCGGCCCGCGGCGAUGCUUCGGAACCUUGACCUGUCCCGGAACCAUCUGACGACGCUGCCUGUCGACUUCGGCGAGGAGCUGCCAGCGCUUCGCGUGCUCGACCUCUCGCACAACCGAAUCGCCACCGUGCUCGAGGCCAGCCUGCUACCCCUGCAAGCCAGUGUAACAAGUGCCAGCCUCGAUGGAAACCCACUCGAGUGUGACUGCCGGUUGCGGUUCCUGCUGAGCUUCCCGGACAUCUGGCGCCACGCGGAGUGUACCGAACCCGAAGCUCUGCGCAACACGUCGUUCAGCCAACUGACGGAGCAAGACCUCCAGUGCGGGGCCGCCUGAGCGAACACACGUUGAGGAGGGAAUGAAACGACGCAAGCGUUAAUCAUUGCAGGUUGCCAUUGGCAUCGCGUAGCCGCAGGAUCUGCACGCAGCAACGUCAUAGAAGCAUCGCUGGCUUUCACAAAGAGCGCUGUUUUUUCUUUCGGUCAUCGUUCCACCUUAGUGCUCGAGCGUUUGUUACUGUCAUCGGCUCAGAAAUCCGUUCUUCAUUUCCUGUGAUUUAUUCUCGCACCAGACUUGUUUUUCGUUUUUUUUAGAGAUGACUAACUUAUACGACGCAACAUAAUUCACAGCAUCGCCAGAGGCGUUCUCUAUUCCUUGCUGGUAACUGUCUGUACCGGCCCUACACGUAUUGGGUACAUCAUGAUGGCUGGCAUCGUGAAAGUACAACCUUCCCGCAGACACUUUACCCAGCCAGUUUAGAAUUACAAAUUUGUAUAGUUUGAUUUAUGAAUGUUUCUAAAGGAAAUGAGAAGCCCGUGGAGUUUUGUUAAAGCUUUAAUUAUUGAAAAAAGUGCCCGUCCUUGUGCAGAAAGCAGGUGAGCACGAGAAAUCUCGCAUCCACAGUACGCGCUGCUUAAUCUUACCACACGUUCAAAGCGCACAUCUUACAUUUGUUUGAGCCGCAUAACAAUAUAGAAACCAACCAAAACAGUGCAUACUUGGUGCUGCGCUUAAGGGCAUAUAGCGUUUGACCUGUUUACGAAUCCUAAUCGCUCAAUUUCUGAAAUUUUUUUUAUUUACCUAAUCGUGUCUUAUUACCACUUUGCGUGCGUAGUAUUCACAGUUAUUUUCAAUAAAUCAUGUCUUCCCGGGAGAGUGCUAAGGUGGGCAUCGUGGCAAGCCAGUGUAAAAGGGAAAGCCGAGUGAUUGUGGUCAGUAUUUAUGUGCGCCAUUAGGAGACCUGUGCAGUUCCCACGGGCAACAGAGAAAGGCGUUUUAUCACAUCCGCAAAUUUGCGGCAUGACACGUGUCGAUAUUAUGCCUGUCGAUAUUAUUUUGUUACUAUUUAGGGCAGGAUUGCAGCCGAAGCGCCCAAGGUAAUAUGCGUUACGUUAUACCAAGCGCAGUUGACGCGCGAGCCCAUUCCCAGCAAUGAUACAGCGCACUCGGUAUGCUUGGUGGUCUAAUUCACGUUUUCAAUUGAGCAAAAACCACUCCCUGUAGAGCAAAAGCAGCGCAAGAAGAGCGGCAGCGCAAGACAGAGACGCACACCUGACAGGCGCUGCGUACUUUUCUGUGUUGUGCUGCAUUUGCCAUGACGGUCAACCAGCUCGCCCAGUUUUCGCUAUACAGGUUAAACGGCAUUUACUGCUCACUUGCCUGCCUCGCUUAGUACAAAAAAUGCACUUGGAACGAGCAACAGACUAAAUAGUAGACUAGGAAACGUAUGACAAAACGCAAAUGUCCUUUGUUGCCCCUUAAUGCAGUAAUGUUAUAUACAUCGGUAUUGAUCGCUACUGUCAGUACAAGACGAAAUACAAAGAGGAGAAGUGACACAUGGUGAUUAACAAUUUUUCGAACGUGACGUGUCUAUACCGGUGCGUGCAAAACCAGUUAUAAUGCUAUUAAUCCUUAAAAAGCGUCAGAUAUUAGUCUGAUGUGUAUGUCAUCUUCUGCGGUGAGAUGGCAAGUGUUCCUUCUGUUUCUUUAUUAUGCAGUGUGCGGAAGUAACGCUCACGAAGUUCCGGCUUAGGUCGGUGCUACGGUGAUCUUAUUUUCGCUAGGUGCGUUAUAUGAAUGUCUGUUCUUGUCACGCGAAACAUAUUUCCCACACUGCCCCUACCUAUGCAACGGUGUUGCCUCUGGCCUACGAUGAAAUGUCGCAAUGGUACGGCAUCUCGCCUAGUACCACCUUGCUUGAUAGUGCUCUGGACGUUGUGGCAAGAGGAGUAAGCUGCGGCUGAGUCAGGCAAGGUCUUCAACCUGCACGAGGACCCUAAACCUGAGUAGCUUCUCAGGCGCAGGCCUAGAGGGCAUUCUGGAAGUGUCCGACUAGGGGACCGGUCCAUUUCGUCUGCUAUAAAAGUGCUGGUUGGCUGGGAGCGCCUGUCUCCUUUUGAUGUGUACUGCAGCCCAGUCUAUCAGAACUUCAGCAACAGACGACAUGGAAAAUUACAGAAUACGUCCCCCCCUCCCCCCGGCAUCCCCACGGCUACGAUCCGACCGGUGUCCCUGGCAGGACGCCUACCGGCACAAUCACCCAGGCACUUCCGUUCCACCUCAAGGCGAGCGACGAUCCUCCUAUGGAAGACGACCAAACGCCGUCAUUCGAAGGGUAGCCGGUCAAAUAACUGUCGAAGCACCUUGUCAUUUUCAGUUUAGUGAACUUUAGCGAAGACAUGGGUUUUAUGGGUAAAAAUAAAUGAGUUUUUCUAUCCAGUGUAAUUUCAUUUCAGCUGUGUUCAACGCAGAAGCAAUAAAACAUAAUUUGAACAGGA